Messenger RNA from Entamoeba invadens IP1, 588 nucleotides. RefSeq lists its product as hypothetical. Gene Ontology annotation, biological process: Ras protein signal transduction. The record is from RefSeq and is a predicted model, not a curated record. Bases 1 to 588 code for a protein of 195 amino acids. Gene Ontology annotation, cellular component: plasma membrane. Gene Ontology annotation, molecular function: GTPase activity; GTP binding; GDP binding. The transcript has a single exon. Lineage: Eukaryota; Evosea; Mastigamoebida; Endamoebidae.
AUGGAAACCCCGAUUAAAAUAGUGUUGCUUGGUAUUGGGGCUGUUGGAAAAAGCUCAAUUACAGUACAAGAAGUGUCAGGACAUUUCAUGUGUAUAUAUGAUCCAACAAUUGAAGAAUCUUAUAAGACCUCUUUAACAGUUGAUGGAGAAGUUGUAUCACUGGAUCUUCAAGAUACGAGUGGACAAGAAGAGUAUUCAGCACUGCGAGAUAACUACAUAAGAGGUGGUGAUGGUUAUGUUAUUGUCUAUUCAAUUACUUCUCAAGCUUCUUUUUUAGAAGCCCAAAAUAUAAUUGAGGAUGUAUAUCGAAUUCUUGAUAUAGAGUUAUCAGAACACAUUCCAAUUCUUUUAGCUGGCAACAAAAGUGAUUUAGAAGAGGAAAGAGCUGUCAAAAAAGAAGAUGCUCAAAGUGUUGCAAAUCGGUGGAAUCUGUUGUGUUUAGACUGCUCAGCAAAAACAAAAUACAACGUUGAAAAUUUGUUUAUUGAAAUAUCAAGGGAUGUCCUUCAAAAAAGGAAAGAAAUGCAUGAAAAGCAAUUGUCACAACAAAAGAAGAAGAAUAAAUUUAAGAAAUGCACAAUAGUAUAA